This is a messenger RNA of Blepharisma stoltei, 1309 nucleotides long. The record is from the annotation of a GenBank genome assembly. Lineage: Eukaryota; Ciliophora; Heterotrichea; Heterotrichida; Blepharismidae.
AUGACAACGCAUAAAUGUAUCUGCAAGACCUGUGGACGUGGUAUCACCUUCUCAGAUGCAAGCGUUCAAACUGAAAUGCUUUCUGAGAUGCAAAGCUUCGUCGAUUUUACAGAAAAAAUGUGCGUUCCAGGAGCACCUUUCAAAAAAAGUGCUGUAACUUAAGUUAUAAGGCUAUAAUAGGAUAGGCCACUGCCUGCCUAUCUGGCGUAUGCCCACCUAACCUAAGGAUUAGCUUCCUAGGUUAGAGUUCCCUCUUGCGGAUGCACAGUUAGUCCCGAUUAGCAAAGACUAAGUGGGAGGCAAAACCUGCCUAUAGAUUGGCAGGGACAUGGAAAACCUUCAUGAGAAAUAGGUCUUCCUCUUCGAAAGGUAUCUCAAACCAUUAGGCCUACUUCAAGAAGUGAUAGAGAUAUUAUUUUCAGCUUCAUCGGGACGGGUUCUACCUUCGCCAUAGGGAGUGUGUCUCGAAGUCCAUCUUCAGUCGAUGCCACCAUUUUAUUUCCAAAGUUCUGUAAGGAAUCAAAUAAUGAUGGUCAGACCAAGACGGCUUAAAGGAGAUUCCGGUAAAGAAGUGGAAGAGCCAUCAUCUAUGAUAAACUCAGAAAUUUCAGAAAAGACACAGAAACCUAUUUUUCUCAGCCCGAAUGAUCAUUUCAAAAUCGAAAUCAACAAGCAAAGUGAGGAUUCUUCAAGCGCAAAAGACCUCGAUUUAAUGAUGACUGGACUGAAAGAGUCAUUAACAAGCACAGCACAAACUGAAAAAUAUAUAGAAAACAAUGUGAAAUUUAACAUCCCAAGCAGUAAAAAUAAAGAACGCAGGAAGAGCUCUAAGCCCAGCCAGGGGAUAACUCCUAUUAAUACUUUAGCAAAGUCUCAAGCUCUCCCUUUAUGCAAAAUACUCGGAGGAAAAUUCGAUCCUAUAUCGGUGCCAAUUAAAUGCACAACGCCAAUGGUCAGUUUAAAAAGCGAAAAAACGUCCAAAAAGAACGCUAAAUCAAAUAAAAAACACCGGAAAAACUGAAAAUUAAAGGAAAACGCAAGCACAAGCAAAGAGCUGUCAGAUGAAAGCACUAAUCAGCUAUCACAAAACUAUGGGCUGAUUUUUGAUAAGCAUACAAAUUUGGAUCCAAAUGGCAGAGAAACGUUUAAACAUCUUGUGAAGUUGGAGAAGCUUGGAUUGAAGGAACAAUUUUCAACGAAAAACUUCAAAUACGCGGAAAGAAAGAAGAUUGAGACAGAAGAGUCUGCAAGUAUUGAUUUGAGCAAUAGCUUGAACAUGGAUCAAAUUCAAGAGUUUUUAGAGAAUUAA